GCACGUCACUCGACAACUCGUCGUGGUGCGUUCACGGACUCGGACGUUCCUGUGUCCAUUAGCACAUUCCGUCCUCUGUCUGUGUCCCGUCCGUCCGUCCGUCCAUCCUCAUCCCCGCAGCCUGAAGUAGAAGCUACCCGGGGCACGGAGGCAGGUCGAGCGGAUCGAGUCACCGGUUAAUCAGUGACUGGAGGUUCGCUGUCAGUGUGAGUGAUUGGAGGCUGCGUCGUAAUGAGGCGAUAACAUGUCGGCGAGGGGCCGAGGAGGAGGAAGGAGGUGACCGGAGGUUGAGUGUCUCAGCCCGGAGGAGUGUGACGUGGUUUACAGCAGCGAGAGGCGGUCACUGAGAGAUCCACCUCUUCAGAUCACUGAGAGAUCCUUCAGACUGAGAGAUCCUUCAGACUGAGAGGUCCAGCUUCUUCCGAACACACAGAUCUGAUCCUUCAGACUGAGAGGUCCAGCUCUUCAGAACACUGUGAGAUCCUUCAGACUGAGAGAUCCACUUCUUCAGAUCACACAGAUCUGAUCCUUCAGACUGAGAGAUCCACUUCUUCAGAACACUUGAGAGGUCCACCUCUUCAGAACACACAGAUCUGAUCCUUUAGACCGAGAGAUCCUUCAGACUGUGAGAUCCACCUCUUCAGAACACUGUGAGAUCCACCUCUUCAGAUCCGUGGUUCUCAUCCUUCAGACUGUGAGAUCCACCUCUUCAGAUCUGUGGUUCUCAUCCUUCAGACUGUGAGAUCCACUUCUUCAGAUCACACAGAUCUGAUCCUUCAGACUGAGAGAUCCACUUCUUCAGAUCACUGUGAGAUCCACCUCUUCAGAAGAUCCACCUCUUCAGAUCUGUGGUUCCCUUCCUUCAGACUGUGAGAUCCACUUCUUCAGAACACUGUGAGAUCCACCUCUUCAGAUCUGUGGUUCCCUUCCUUCCGGCUCCACAGACUCUCCCUGGGAUUGGAUCUAUGUGUCCUUCCUUCUGUGGAUGGGCUCAGGAUGUGUGGUCCUCCCGAGCUUCUCUGCUGACCGGACUGAAAGGAGCUGCAAACCUCUGACUGCUGAUGAAUGAGCCUCGAGGAAACUUUUGUAUUUGACCUCUUCCAGGAGAUGUUACUGCCAAUAACACUCUGGACCUGAUAGUUGGAAACAUUUUUGCGUUUUUAUCGGCCCUGGAUUGACUUUAUCUUUUAACCGUAUUGUUGUUGAAAUACUUGGCAGCUGAAACAUGGCACUUUAUCUAGAAGGUCUGAGCAAAGGAGUGGCCAACGGAGGGAUGGCUCAGUUCCAGGAAAUGAUGCGGCAGCAGCUGGAGAGCUCCAUGCACACGGAGCUGGAGAAACUGCUGGACACCACCACGGCGGCCGAGAGAGAGGUGUCCAGGAAAGACUUCGAGGGCUUCAAGAAUCUCUUCCACAGAUUCCUGCAGGUGAAGGGGCCGUCGGUCGAGUGGAUCAAGAUACAAAGACCUCCAGAGGACUCGAUCCAGCCCUACGACAGGAUCGAGGCUCGCGGCCUGCCGGACAACGUGGCCGACUGCCUGAACAAGCUGGUGGUGGUGAAGCUGAACGGGGGCCUGGGCACCAGCAUGGGCUGUAAGGGCCCCAAGAGCCUGAUCAGCGUCCGCAACGAGAACACCUUCCUGGACCUCACUGUGCAGCAGAUAGAGCACCUGAACAAGACGUACAACACCAACGUGCCCCUGGUUCUCAUGAACUCCUUCAACACAGACGAAGACACAAAGAAGAUCCUGCAGAAGUACACGCACCACCGGGUCAAGAUCCACACCUUCAACCAGAGCAGGUAUCCUCGCAUCGACAAGGAGUCCCUCCUCCCCGUGGCCUCCAGCCUGAACAUGAACGGUCAGAGCACAGAAGGCUGGUACCCUCCGGGCCACGGCGACAUCUACGCCAGCUUCUACAACUCGGGCCUGUUGGACCAGCUGAUCCAACAGGGCAAGGAGUACAUCUUUGUGUCCAACAUCGACAACCUGGGAGCCACCGUGGACCUGCACAUCCUGCACCACCUGGUCAGCCAGCCCAACGGCAAGCGCUGCGAGUUCGUCAUGGAGGUGACGGACAAGACGCGCGCCGACGUCAAGGGCGGCACUUUGAUCCAGUACGAAGGAAAACUGCGUCUGCUGGAGAUCGCUCAGGUGCCCAAGGCCCACGUGGACGAGUUCAAAUCGGUUUCCAAGUUCAAGAUCUUCAACACCAACAACCUGUGGAUCUCUCUGGCUGCCAUCAAGAGGCUGCAGGAACAGAAGGCCAUGAAGAUGGAGAUCAUCGUCAACCCCAAGACUCUCGACGGAGGACAGAACGUCGUCCAGCUGGAGACGGCGGUCGGCGCGGCCAUCAAGAGCUUCGACUACGCGCUGGGGAUCAACGUCCCUCGCAGCCGCUUCCUGCCGGUGAAGACCACGUCCGACCUGCUGCUGGUCAUGUCCAACCUGUACAGCCUGGACGCCGGCUCGCUGACCAUGAGCCCGAAGAGGGAGUUCCCCACCACGCCGCACGUCAAGCUGGGCAGCUCCUUCACACAGGUUCAGGAAUACCUGACUCGCUUUGAGAGCAUCCCCGACAUGCUGGAGCUGGACCACCUCACCGUGUCUGGAGACGUCACGUUUGGAAAGAACGUUUCACUCAAGGGCACCGUCAUCAUCAUCGCCAACCACGGCGACCGGAUCGAUAUCCCCGCCGGCUCCAUGCUGGAAAACAAGAUCGUGUCCGGUAACCUGCGCAUACUGGACCACUGAGGCCUUUCUCCACCCCCCCCCCUAUUAACAUGUGAUCCCGUUUGGUUUCUAUCCCAGUCAUGUGACCCGUUUGUCAUGUGACCCGUUUGUCAUGCGACCCGCACGGACAGUUUGUGAUGCAUGUGCAGCACUGCUGGACGUGUGUGUAGUUUGCAUAUACUGCCCCCUACAGGCUCCUUAUAUUAUAUCAGAGGUUUAUGUUAUAUAUCUAAAUAAUCACAGCUGUCACUUUACAUAAAGACAUUUAUAACACAUAAGAGAAAACAACAGAUUUUUAUCCUAUUUUGGUUUUGUCCGUUUCCUCGUCAAAAAGUUAAAUCUGCCAGAAACAGCUAUUUGGUAAAGACAUUAAUAAAAGUGAUGACAUCAUUUGUCUCAGAGAUCUUACCAACUACAGAAAUCAUCAGUAUUAUAUACAAAUAAUUGAAAAUGUUCACGAGGAUCACGAUGUUAAAGUGAAGAUCUGCAGUAAAACCUGGAGGCUGAAAUCAUUUGAGUCGUAUUAAUAUAAUAUUUUAACAUCCUGCUCACAAACAAACAAACGGGGAUGAAAAGGUUUAGUCUCUGUAGCUUCUGGAUUAACGACUUUUAAUCAGGCGACGUAACAACGCUGUGAAGUUUUAUGUCAAAAAACAAAUAUAUAAAAAGAUAUAUAAUGUAAAGUGAAGACUUCUCUGUUCAUCGCGCUGUGACGUAGGAAAAACAAACCAGCCUGUGCAUUACCUUGUUUUCUCCAGUUGGUUCACACGUUGAGCUUCGUGUUGUGUGAAACCUCGUGCCUCCAUCGGUGUCUCACGUCCUUCUGCCUUUUCAGCCUCACACGAGCACCACAAGUCAUUUAAAAACCAACGUGUACAUACGCAGAGUUUCACCGAGGAAGAUCCUUGAGAUGGAGCCUGAAAGCAAUAAGUGUUGAUCUGUGACGAGGUCUCGGCCCGGCUCCGCCUCUGAAUAAAGUGCAAUAUGAAAAACUGA
Messenger RNA from Limanda limanda (common dab), 3727 nucleotides. It is a transcript of the gene ugp2b, whose product is annotated as UDP-glucose pyrophosphorylase 2b. Gene Ontology annotation, cellular component: cytoplasm. Gene Ontology annotation, biological process: UDP-alpha-D-glucose metabolic process; glycogen metabolic process. Gene Ontology annotation, molecular function: UTP:glucose-1-phosphate uridylyltransferase activity. Bases 1226 to 2752 code for a protein of 508 amino acids. The record is from RefSeq and is a predicted model, not a curated record. NCBI's taxonomy places the organism in Eukaryota, Metazoa, Chordata, Actinopteri, Pleuronectiformes, Pleuronectidae. The transcript has 10 exons.